AUGGAGGAUGUUUCUAGAUUAGCACCAUUAAAAGAUGGACUUGACGCUGCCAAUCUUGAAGAGAGUCGAAAUCUCGGGAAUUCAGUUCCAACUUCUUCAGGUACAUUGGAAGCAAAUCCGAAUAAUGCUUCAACGCCAUCUUUAGAGAGUCGGUCAGCAGAUAAUGCUAUUGAUGCACCUGCGGUUGAGCAGGAAACCUCAGAUGUUGACACACUUAAGCCUCAGAAAGAAGAAAAAGUGGAAGCAAAAAUCAUUAGUCAGUCAUCUCGAGAAGAUGAUUCCUUUAGCAACACCCGUAUUCGUGAAGAUAAACUCCCUGUUUCCUCCCCUCAAGCAAGCAACGGUAGUGUUUCUCACAUAGUUCCUGAAGUUUCUUCAGAUUCUGAUAGUACACCAAAAGCUACUGAACGCUCUAAACAGCACAUGUACAUGGAUGUAAAUAGAGGUAAGAUAGACACGGCAGCACCUAUUGAAUCUGUUAAAGCAGCUGUUUCAAAGUUUGGAGGAAUAGUUGACUGGAAAGCCCAUCGAGCGCACACUGUGGAGAGACGAAAGUUCAUAGAACAAGAACUGGAGAAAGCGCAGGUGGAAAUUCCUAUGUAUAAGAAACAAUCAGAGGCUGCUGAAGAGGUAAAAUUACAAGUUUUAAAAGAGCUUGAAAGCACUAAGAGACUUAUCGAAGAGUUGAAAUUGAAUCUCGAACGAGCACAAACAGAAGAACAACAAGCAAAACAGGAUUCAGAACUUGCAAAGCUCAGAGUCGAAGAGAUGGAGCAAGGGAUUGCCGAUGAGGCUAGCAUUGCUGCCAAGGCUCAACUUGAGGUUGCUCGAGCCCGGCAAGCAGCUGCAGUUUCAGAGCUUAAAAAUGUUAAAGAUGAAUUGGAACAGCUUCGGAAAGAUUAUGCUUUAUUGGUGGCAGAGAAAAAUGCCGAAAUGCAAAAGGCGGAAGAAGCCAUUUAUAAGUUGAAAGAAGUCGAGAAGUCGGUUGAGGAUUUAACAAUUGAGCUCAUUACUGCAAAGGAGUUGUUGGAAUCUGCACACGCUGCACAUUUGGAGGCGGAGGAGCACAGAAUUGGAGCAAUUAUGGCCAAAGAACAAGACACUCUGAACUGGGAGAAGGAAUUGAAGCAGGCAGAAGAGGAACUAGAGAAACUAAAUGAGCAAAUAUUGUCUGCAAAGGAUCUUAAAUCAAAGUUGGAUACUGCUUUGGUCUUAUUACGGGAAUUAAAAUCUGAAUUGGCAGCAUACAUGGAAUCAACAGUCGAGCAGGAAACUUAUGAAGAAGGCAAAUUGAGGGAUAUAUUCGAGGAACCGGAGAAAAAAACUCAUGGUGAGAUUCAAUCAGCUGUUACUGCAGCCAAGAAGGAAAUUGAAGAAGUGAAGCUCAAUAUCGAGAAAUCAACAACCGAAGUGAACUACUUGAAAGUGGCGGUCACAUCAUUGAAGUCAGAACUGGAGAAAGAAAAAUCAGAACUCAGCGCCAUUCAACAGAGAGAAGGAAUGGCGUCGAUUGCGGUUGCAUCUCUUGAAGCUGAGCUAAACAGGACGAAGUCGGAGAUUGCUCUUAGUCAGAUGAAGGAGAAAGAAGAAAGAGAUAAAAUGGUAGAGCUACCAAAGAAACUACAAGAGGCUGCUCAAGAGGCAGAUCAAGCAAAGGAACUCGCUCAAACAGCUCGUGAAGAACUUCGGAAGGUGAAGGAGGAAGCUGAACAAGCAAAAGCUGGAGCAAGUACAGUGGAGAGUCGGUUACGUGCGGCCCAAAAGGAAAUAGAAGCUACGAAGGCUUCCGAGAAGUUAGCACUAGCAGCUAUCAGUGCAUUGCAAGAGAGUGAAUCAGCUCAAAGGACCAACGAAGAGGAUUCACUAACUGGAGUAACACUCUCUUUAGAAGAAUAUUACAAGCUUAGCAAGCAGGCCCAUGAGGCCGAAGAGCAAGCUAACAUGCGGGUGGCUGCUGCUAUCACCCAAAUUGAAGUAGCCAAGCAGUCCGAGUUGAGAAGCUUGACAAAGCUCGAAGAAGCCAACCGGGAGAUGGCUGAAAGAAAAGAUGCUCUAGAUAUUGCAUUGGAGAAGGCUGAGAAAGCUAAGGAAGGAAAGUUGGGUGUAGAACAGGAGUUGAGAAAGUGGAGGGCUGAGCAUGAGCGAAGACGGAAAGCUGGCGAAUCUGUUCCGGCAGUCGUGAAUCCAAAUAAAAGUCCAAGAGGAAGCUUUGAGGAGAGAGAAGAAUCGAAAAGUUUUCUCACACCUGAUCCUUCUACACUUCAAUAUAGGCCUAGUCCAAAGACGUACUCCAGCAACAUAGAAACGGAGUCCUCUCCAGAAACAAGAGUCACGAAGAAAAAGAAGAAAUCAUUCUUCCCACGAAUCUUCAUGUUCUUGAUCAAAAAGAGGGCACUCACGUCUAAAUCAUCAUAA
Molecule: messenger RNA, 2415 nt
Organism: Fraxinus pennsylvanica
Lineage: Eukaryota; Viridiplantae; Streptophyta; Magnoliopsida; Lamiales; Oleaceae
Source: the annotation of a GenBank genome assembly